Molecule: messenger RNA, 1716 nt
Organism: Olea europaea var. sylvestris
Lineage: Eukaryota; Viridiplantae; Streptophyta; Magnoliopsida; Lamiales; Oleaceae
Product: tubby-like F-box protein 8
Exons: 6
Coding region: 239-1513 (424 amino acids)
Molecular function (GO): protein binding
Source: RefSeq, a predicted model, not a curated record
CCAGUAACCGGUAGCAAUAAAGUAAUCGUAGACUUUUUUCAAUAAAUUUUUAUUCUCUACUCCUUUUCUUCUCUCUGUUUCGUAGUACUAGAUUUAAUCCAAUCUUUCAGUCUGGAAGAGACCCUCCUCUGUGAUUUUUAGUGCGUGAAAGACUGAUUUGUAGAUAUCUAAAGAAGAUAAAAAGCUUCUCUCUUGUUAAAUCCCUUCUAGCAGUUGCAACUUGACAGCUGGAGACUAAAUGUCAUUCCGCAGUAUAGCUCGAGAUAUAAGAGAUAGUAUAGGGAGCUUAUCCCAGAGGAGUUUUAACGUAAGGCUGCCUGGUCAUCAUAGGGGAAAAUCACAUGGUUCAUUUCACGACUUUAAUGAACCUUUGGUUCUUCAGAAUAGUCGAUGGGCUAAUCUUCCACCGGAACUUCUUUUUGAUGUAAUAAGAAGGUUGGAGGAGAGUGAGAGUGAAUGGCCCACUCGGAAGCAUGUAGUUGCAUGUGCUGCCGUUUGUAGGUCAUGGAGGAGCAUGUGCAAGGAAAUUGUUAAAUGUCCAGAAUUUUGUGGGAAACUAACGUUUCCAGUUUCCUUGAAGCAGCCAGGGCCUCGUGAUGGAACUAUUCAGUGCUUCAUAAAGAGGGAUAAAUCUAAUUUAACAUACCGCCUUUUCUUGUGUCUUAGUCCUGCUUUGCUAGUCGAAAAUGGGAAGUUCCUUCUCUCUGCAAAAAGAACUCGUAGGACUACUUGUACAGAGUACGUGAUCUCAAUUGAUGCAGACAACAUUUCUAGAUCGAGCAGCACCUAUAUUGGAAAACUAAGAUCAAAUUUCCUCGGUACGAAAUUUAUAAUAUAUGACACACAGCCUCCACAUGCUAGUUCACAAGUCUCUCCACCCGGUCGAACAAGCCGCCGAUUCAAUUCCAAGAAAGUAUCUCCAAAGUUACCAAGUGGAAACUACAACAUAGCUCAAAUCAAAUAUGAGCUGAAUGUGCUUGGGACACGGGGCCCACGCAGGAUGCACUGCAUCAUGCACUCGAUUCCCUUCUCGGCCCUCGAGCCCGGCGGUGUAGUGCCCGGACAGCCAGAGCUUCUUCCAAGGCCCCUCGAGGACUCAUUUCGGAGCAUUUCUUUUUCAAAAUCUCUUGAUCACUCAACCGAGUUCAGCAGCUCUCGAUUUUCUGAUAUUGUAGGGUUAUCCAACGAGGAUGACGAUGGUAAAAUGAAACCCUUGGUUCUGAAGAACAAGGCGCCCAGAUGGCAUGAACAACUACAAUGCUGGUGCCUCAAUUUUCGAGGACGGGUGACUGUAGCUUCCGUCAAGAAUUUCCAGUUGGUUGCUGCUACACAACUAGUCGCUAACGCACCAACGACAUCUCAGCCAGUGCAGCCGGACCAUGAUAAAAUCAUUCUCCAAUUUGGCAAGGUCAGUGAAGAUAUGUUCACCAUGGAUUAUCGAUAUCCCCUGUCUGCUUUUCAGGCUUUCGCUAUCUGCUUAAGCAGUUUUGACACAAAAUUGGCUUGUGAAUAGACUCAAAAUGUCAAGUCAUACUCUGAACAAAAAUUGCAUGUAUUUCUAUUGUUUGCAUCGUAUGCUUCUUUCCAAAGUCAGAAACGAAUAACCUUUUAAUGAUGUUGUAGAACUCGACUAUGAUUUGGGACACUGCUUUUUUGCAUUGUACAGAUUCUUCUUAACCAGAUUCGGGUUAUUGACAGUGUCUGUUAGUUAGUAUU